GAUAACAAAUGACAGAUUGAAAGAGAAACGACUUCCCAUUCAAAACAAUGGUAUUGGUUUGUAUUCCUGGUAAAAGUGCUGAGUGCUAGCAGUCAUGUCCACUUCUACUUCUUGGGUGAGUUAUUUUAAAUAAUAAAUAUGCAGAUGUGUACACGUUGGAUAAAAUGGGAUGUCCGGUUACCACACUUGACUAUCAGAGUGUAAUCGAAUCCGUGUUCACAGCACAUAUCGUGCCAGUGCUCAGUGAGGUGUGUCAUGCAGUGUUUGUGGUGGCCAACCAUCACACCAUGUUCCUCUUUGCAAAUUAUUUUUUUCUGUGUUUGCCUCGCUGUCAUCCUUUUCUGAGACUUGUCUGGCGUUUCCACAAGUCAUAUGUUUACAGUGUUUUCGACUAAAGCACCAGCAACCGGACAUCGAAGGAUUUACCUCCCUGUAGCUUUAUGAAAAAUGAAAACUUGCAGCAAGUCCCCUGCAAUGCUCCUGAUUUACAUCAUGUUACUCCCAGUUCUUGAGGCACAACAAGUCAAAGUGGAGCCUGAAGUGACGGGAUACCUCGGAGAGGAGGUCACCCUGCGAUGCCAAUUCAUCCCGGGACCAGAAGAUGACAUCAUCUCUCAGUUUCAGUGGGAGCUGAAGACACCAGAAGGAGAGGAUAUCCUCAUCAUUGUUUCUAAUGCUGAAUCAGAAGUUAGUGUCCACAACAGUUCGCUGAAGGAGAGAGUGAAGAUUGCAGAUCAAUCUUUGAUAAUUGGAGAUGUGAAAAUUAGAGAUGCAGGGUCGUACACCUGCACCGUUACAGCUUUUCCCGGUGGUGUGUUUGAAGGAACCACCAAACUUGUUGUUCAAGAACAGAAGCCACUAUCUGCAGGGACGGUGUCUGCUAUAGUGAUCGCCGUCAUGCUGCUGUUAGGCAUCGUGGCUGCCAUUGUAUACCUCAUCUUCAUCAGAAAACGUGAUCCGAAGGUCAGACACCGUGUCUACAUUGAUACAGACGGUCCGGUGAUGGAUGUGUCGCGGCAAUCUGUUCUCAAAAGAGACGUGGAUGUGGUGUACUCUGACGUCAGGCUGAAAACAUCCAGAGAUGCUCCGCCCGAUGAGGAACACACGGCGGACGACGUCACGUACGCCGAGGUCGUAGUUGUGCGCCAUCAGCUCCAAUGAACACGAGAUGGAUGAUAAACUUGUCUUUGUUGUACUUGCAAUAAUCUGAAAGAUGCUGGAUACACGUUUUAUUUAUAUAUUUAUACCAGCUUCGAAAGUAAAACCUGCUCCAUGGCUUCAAAUCAUCCUCUCAUUUUCCACUUUAGCCUCAAAGCAGGCGAUGUAGUUUAAAGGAAAUGUAGUAAGUUUUUCACUGAUAGGAACCUUUUUUAUAUGUGGAGGUAUUAAGUGAUGAAAAGAUCAGUAUUUUAAAGUAGCCGGGGUUGUAUCAUUUACCCGACACUAGCGAAACAUUACCAUAUUUUGUGGUUCACCUAGCUUUUAAAGUACAAUAAAUAAACUCUGUUACAAGCUACACAUCAUGUGAAGAAAGCCAAAUAUCCUUCACAGAUGUGCCUUGUUACCACAUUUCCAUCAAAAUCUGCCAUUUUCCUUCAGUUACGUCUGUCUUGGCCCUGUACCAGAGUUAACCGUGCUCUUAAAGAAGCCCUAUUAUGCUUUUUGGAGUUUCCCUUUCCUGUAGCGUGUUAUAAAGUGUGCAUGUAAAUGGUCUGCAGAGCCUAAAAUCCCUGUUUUCCCUCCAGAGGGAGUUUCUCUCCAACACACUGCCUGAAACUGCCUCCAUUGGACUCCUUUGUUUACUUCAGUGACAUCACCAUGUAACAGUUGCAUACCUAUUAGCUUACGCACCAGCACAUUGUACGUGAUAAGCUAAGGGGCGGGACAAUAUCUAAGUAGUUGACCAAACACAACAGAGCCGGCCAGCUGACCAAUCAGAGCAGACUGGGCUCUGGUUUCAGACAGAGGGUGAAAAGAGGUGCUGCAGCACAGGCAGUAUGAGGAAAAUAAAAAGCUUUUUGAACAUUAAAGCAUGGAGACAUGUCACAGGAGAGACACUACAUACAAAUAUGAAACCUCUAAACUAGCAUUAUGGCCCCUUUUAAUGUGAAUGUAAUUAAUAGAAGCAAAAUGUUGGAUUAAUUCCCUCUUGCAAAGUGUUGCUCAAAAAGAAUAAUUAUUUUGAAAAUUAAACUCCACUAAUAUUAUUUUGUCGACAUGUUUCCUGCCAUUUGGUUUCAAAUAUAUAUAACAGGUAGGAAUGGCACAAACCAGCACACCUCCAACCUGUCAGCGAGGUAAAUAACGUUUUACUUAGCCGUGCUGCACAGUAGAGAAACACUCAAACUGUGCCGACAUGGCUACAGCAGUCACGGUAGAUUUCGUUACACAAAGUUCCUAUUCCACCUUUUGGUGACCAUCAAAGAUGGAAGACAAAAACAGGAAGAAAAAAAGUUGAACAUUACACAAUAAAAAAAAAAGGAGAACCAACACAGACACACUGGUGCGUCUGGUGGUUGCUUGUUUCUGCAGAAUAAUUGACUUUUUAAAUGGCAUUUCUUUGUGAUUCACCUUAAUUGAUGUCAUAAUGUUUAGAUACUACAGUAUGUGUGCCUCUUGCUUUAAUCUAGUGACGAGCCAGUGUUGAUAUGAUAUCAUUGAUUUAUGAAUCAGAGAGGAAGGCUGCAUUCUUUGUGGUUUUAAAAUGUUCUUAAUGCUGCCCAUUUUACAAACCAAGAAUAUAAUUUAAAGAACAUUUUCUUAACAUAUUCAAACAGCACAGAUACUGAUAACACUUGUUUUACUAACCCUACCCUUCUGUCUGCUGUGAUUUUGAAUGUGAGGAUGCUGUUCACAGAUGUUGCAGACUUUGCAGGCGUUUUGUAAGAAGGUGACAAAAAUAUGGUUUGAAAAGUUUCUGUACUGAUGCACACCAUCACUGAGCAUCUCCAACCGUCACUAUCUGAACCUGCCGAGUGUUCAGCUGCACUUCCUGACUCAUUUUGUGGGUGUGAGAUUGCUCGUUCUUACAAAACAUGUGAAAACAGAACCAGUUGUUUGUAGUGUGUGAGAAAAAAGGGGUUGUUUAACCGUUAAUGUUCAGUGUUGUUCCAUUUAGUUUAUAUUGAAAGGGAUUGCAUUGUAACCUUAAGAACAGUCAGUGUAAUGCAUUGCCUUUUGCAGGUAACAAUGUAGAGAAACAGGGCAACAGUUCUGUGAAUUGUCUCUCUUAGUUUUUACCGUUUAAUAAACCUGUAAAUGUUCAGACUUCA
This is a messenger RNA of Trematomus bernacchii (emerald rockcod), 3272 nucleotides long. RefSeq names its product nectin-4-like. Gene Ontology annotation, biological process: heterophilic cell-cell adhesion; homophilic cell-cell adhesion. Lineage: Eukaryota; Metazoa; Chordata; Actinopteri; Perciformes; Nototheniidae. The transcript is spliced from 7 exons. The record is from RefSeq and is a predicted model, not a curated record. Gene Ontology annotation, cellular component: adherens junction. Bases 448 to 1161 code for a protein of 237 amino acids.